Suillus fuscotomentosus is the source of this 822-nucleotide messenger RNA. RefSeq lists its product as uncharacterized. The record is from RefSeq and is a predicted model, not a curated record. The transcript is spliced from 4 exons. Lineage: Eukaryota; Fungi; Basidiomycota; Agaricomycetes; Boletales; Suillaceae. The coding region runs from base 1 to 822 and encodes 273 amino acids.
AUGUCCAGCAAAACCAGUCCUUUGUUGGGCAGCACCAUUCCAGCCUUUGAAGGGUUGAUCCAAAGAUGGAACCUUGUGGUGGACCUUGUCCCACACUGUGCACCUUUGGUUGGCAUUGGUUUAACUUGGGCAGUGAAGUAUGAUGGCCGAAUGAGCCUCACAGAUAUAUAUGCCGUUGCAAUGUUCAUCGAUCACACAAGACACCCACCGUGGAUGAAUGAACAUUGGACAAUCCUGCGAAUCGCAGAGGCUAAAAACUACAUACUCAAACUGAUGUGGAACAAGAGAACAACAAAUGUCUCCAUGCAGUCUGAUCAGUCGAGUUCUCAGCUACACCCUGCAACACUGGGCUCAACAAUUUAUGGACUUCCUGAGAUAAACAUACUACCGCAUCACCAGGGUGGCCCCCAAUCAGUUGUUCUUAGCCCCACAGGAACAGAUCUACUAUCUUUUUGGAGGCACAUAUUUUCCUCCAGUGGUGAUACAUUUACCAAGAAGCACAAUUAUCUCAGCCCACACUUGAUGGAAGCCCUACAGGUGGUGAAAUUUGCGCUGAAAAAAGAGCGACUGCAUUUCACCAAGGGUUGGGCAGUAUCCCAAAGGGAUAUGGAGUAUAACUUGAUGUGUGUCAUUGGCUCUGCAAGCCGUGAAGAUCUCUUGGCAUCUGGUGGUGAUUUACUGACAUCUGCCAUUAGUGGAACUACUUCUGGCAGUCAUGAUCAUGAGGCCCUUCUCAGAGUCAUCGUGGAGGACAAAUGUGAUGAUGUUCCAGAUGAUAUCGCAACCACUGUUCCUUUCAUCUUGCUUUUGUCAUUGGACUGA